Molecule: messenger RNA, 2645 nt
Organism: Cuscuta epithymum
Lineage: Eukaryota; Viridiplantae; Streptophyta; Magnoliopsida; Solanales; Convolvulaceae
Source: the annotation of a GenBank genome assembly
UGAAAAAACUUCAUCCUCAUAAGAUACAUUUUUCAGUUUUUGCCCAUUAGAUUAAAUAUGAAGUCUCCAUACAUACUAAUUACUCUUUACUUUAUCGCUGCUUUCAAACUCUUCUUGGCAAAAGGAAAGAUCUUUAUGGUCUUAAUGGAACAUGAUUCCUUUGUAUCCACCAAAAUCAAGAGUACUUCUAGAAAUGUGUCAAUCCACAAGGAAAAGGCGAUGGAGCAACACGAUAUCUUGCUGGGCUCUCUUCUGAAAAGAAGUGAUUACACCAAACUAUAUAGCUACACUCAUUUACUAAAUGGAUUUGCAAUUCAUGUGAAAUCAGAUGAGGCGUUUCAUAUUUUGCGCAAAGCAGAGGGAGUUAGAGCCGUAUAUGAAGAUGUUAAAAUGCAGAAGUUGACAACACACACACCAGAGUUUUUGGGAAUUCCCAAUGGAGUUUGGCCCAAACUCGGUGGGCCCAGGAUCUCAGGCGAAGGAGUCGUCAUAGGUAUGAUCGAUACCGGAAUUAAUCCAAUGCAUCCUAGCUUCACAACUCCAGAAAACAUUGGUAGACCUCUAAUGACGUCUAGAAAAUUCACCGGAAAAUGUACCACUGGCGACGGCUUCCCAGCAACGGCUUGCAAUAAUAAAAUUGUCGGGGCCCAAUAUUUCGCGCGAGCUGCCAUUGCUGCUGGAGACUUUAAUGUCUCGCGUCAUUAUGCUUCUCCUUAUGAUGCUGAUGGUCAUGGAAGCCAUACUGCUUCAACAGCAGCUGGAAAUCACCGCAUUCCGGUCAUGGCAAACAGAUUCACAUAUGGUUAUGCAAGUGGGAUGGCUCCAGGCGCAGGGAUUGCUGUGUACAAAGCUCUAUAUUCUUUUGGAGGAUACAUGUCAGAUGUUGUGGCUGCAGUUGACCAGGCAGUAGAAGAUGGAGUUGAUAUUCUUAGUCUAUCAGUGGGGCCAUCAAGUGUUCCACCAGGCCCUUCCGCUUUCCUGAAUGUCUUGGAAACCCAGCUUUUGUUUGCCACGAGGGCUGGCGUUCUGGUGGUUCAAGCCGCCGGAAACGGCGGCCCGUCGGCAAGAUCCAUGCUUUCUUUCAGCCCGUGGAUCACCAGUGUUGCUGCUAGCACUACCGAUCGCAGAUACUCCAAUUCCAUCAUUUUAGGCACCGGACACACCUUCUCUGGUACCGGACUCUCCCCUCCAACAAUAGGAGAAGAGUUCUUUCAACUAGCAGCAGCAGUGGAUGUAUGUGAACGGAACUCAACUGCCGGUCUCUUGACAGUAGAGAGCUGCCAAGAUCCAGGGCAGUUCAUCCCAUCAUUGGUUCGAGGGAAGCUGCUAAUCUGCACCUACACCUACGAUUUCGAGUCUGAGACAGCAAGUAUUGCAGCAGUUGCAGAUACUGUGAGCAAGGCUGGUGCUGCUGGCUUUGUGAUCACCAUGGACCCUGACAUUGCCUCAGAACAGAUUAAGGGUGCCACAUUGACCUUACAAGUCCCCGGGCUUAUUUUAAACAACUUGGAGUCCUCCACGGCUUUACGAGAAUACUACAAUAUGAACACUUUGAGGAGCAGAAAUGGGAGAGCAGUUGCAUUCAGAGCAACAGCAAGGAUCUUAGACGGAAGGAGAGCGAUAUAUACCGGAGCUGGUCCAAUUGUGGCAUCAUAUUCAUCAAGGGGUCCUGAUGUUAAUAACGCACUGCUAGACACAGCUGAUGUUCUUAAACCUAACAUCAUGGCCCCUGGUUCCUCCAUAUGGGCUGCCUGGAGUCCUAACAGUGAGGGAGACAAAUAUAUCAAAGGUCAAAAUUUUGCCUUGGUUUCUGGAACGAGCAUGGCGACCCCUCACAUAGCCGGCAUAGCUGCGCUGAUCAAGCAGAGGCAUCCUAGCUGGAGGCCAUCCGCCAUCACAUCAGCAAUGAUGACAUCCGCUGACGUAACCGACCGAUCGGGCGGCGCCAUUUUAUCCCAACAAGCUUCCCAGCUAGCCCCCGCAACCCCAUUCGACUUCGGAUCCGGAUUUGUGAAUCCCACCCGGGCCCUCAACCCGGGCCUCGUCUUCAACACCCACUUCCAACAGUACAUCCAGUUCUUAUGUGCCGUUCCAGGCGUCGACGAGAAAUCGGUGAGGCGGGCGGUUGGCGUUGGCUGCCCGGAAAACAAAAGGGUGUGGUGCUCAGAUCUGAACACGCCGAGCGUGACGAUCUCUAAUUUGGUUGGAUCUAGAACGGUGAUGAGAAGGGUGACUAAUGUGGGCGGGUCGGACGAGAGGUAUCGGGUCAUAAUGAGAGACCCGGUUGGAGUUAGGGUUUCUGUCAUGCCGCAGAACUUCUUGAUCAGGGGAGAUGCUUCAAGGCAUCUCAUGAUUGUGUUGAAUGCAACCAAGCCUACAAAUGCUUACUCUUUUGGGGAGAUGAUUCUGUUGGGUGAUAGAAACCAUGUCGUUCGGGUUCCUUUUGCCAUUUAUGUAAGCACUUCUUUAUAAUCUUGAUUGAAUUUCAUACAUUUAUCGACAUAUAUUUGUAUCAAUUAAAUAAAUUAAUUACAUAAGAACCAUUGGUAUCAUAUUCGUGUAGUAUAAACAAUGGUAAAAUAGUGAAACUCCAACAGCAUGAUGAGCUCAGAUAGCAGACUAUUAAUCAUGAACUUGUUUCCUGA